UUCCAACUUAACGAAAGCGCAGUAAUGGAUAAUCAAAAAUACCUUUUUGUCUUAAUGUCACUUUUCUAUAUUGUAUGUUUGGUUAAUGGACAAAGUGCACAAAAUCUCCCCGAGAUGCCGAAUGCAGGAUCUUUUCCUCAUUCGUUUCCUAGCAAAAAACUCGGCGGAGCAUCAAAAAAUGCGCCCCAACCUUCUACGCCUGGUGGAGAAAAUAACAUGAAAGCACCACCCAAUCCAGCAGAAGCUAUGCUGCCGCAUAGUCAAGCAACGAAUCAACCAGCUGUAGAUACUACAUCACAACAUACACAACCAAAAACAGCCUCACCACCGAAAACUUCUGUGGCGACUACUUCGAGUGCACCUAAGCCUUCGGGUAGUGCGACAACGUCGUCAUCUAAUUCACAUGUCAUAAAUGGUAUUGGUUUAUAUUUAAUGUUCGCUAGCGGUGUGAUUGGUAUUUUUGUAUUGUUGGGUAUUCAUUCCAUUUGA
Molecule: messenger RNA, 489 nt
Organism: Cetraspora pellucida
Lineage: Eukaryota; Fungi; Glomeromycota; Glomeromycetes; Diversisporales; Gigasporaceae
Source: the annotation of a GenBank genome assembly